CAUGGCCCCGGGGCCGCCGACCGCCCGCGGGCUCCUGCCGCUGCUGCCGCUCCUGCCGCUGCCGCAGGUGGCGCUGGGCUUCGCGGACAGCAGCUGCGACCCCUCGGACCAGUGCCCGCCCCAGGCCCGCUGGAGCAGCCUGUGGCACGUGGGGCUGGUCCUGCUCGCUGUCCUCCUGCUGCUGCUGUGUGGGGUCACAGCCAGCUGUGUCCGGUUCUGCUGCCUCCGGAAGCAGGUGCAGGCCCAGCCACAUCUGCUGCCAGCACAGCAGCCCUGUGACCUGACAGUCAUCCCUGUGGACAGCGACAGCCCUGUGCACAGCACUGUGACCUCCUACAGCUCCGUGCAGUACCCACUGGGCAUGCGGCUGCCCCUGCCUUUUGGGGAGCUGGACCCUGACUCCAUGGCCCCUCCUGCCUACAGCCUGUACGGCCCUGAGCUUCCGCCCUCCUAUGAUGAGGCUGUCAAGAUGGCCAAACCCACAGAGGAAGAGCUGGUGCCCCCCUAGAAACCCAGCCUGCCCCCUGGGGCUUCAGGCCUAGAGACCACUCCAGAGCCCCAGGAGCCAGGCCCCCAUGCCCAACACUCCCGCUGCAGCACUGGUGCCCCUUGAAGGAGGCAGGGGACACUCCUGGAGCCAUCGGACCAGAGCUUGGAGUAUUGGUGCUUGGAGCCACGGGGCCCCCAGCCUGCCCACAUCCUUCCCCCGGGGGACCUGCCGUCCCGCACGGUGCUGCAGACUCAGCCUCACACUGUCGCCCCACUGCCCCCCCCCCAGGCAGGCUGCUGCUUUCAGCCCCUGGCCCUGGCCCAGCCCCAGCGGGCCCUGAGCCUCAGGAGCUCAAGGGCAGCUGUGACAUCUGCAUCUUUCUAGAGCAAGAAUAAAGUUUGUAUUUAAGUGGC
Molecule: messenger RNA, 903 nt
Organism: Lemur catta (Ring-tailed lemur)
Lineage: Eukaryota; Metazoa; Chordata; Mammalia; Primates; Lemuridae
Gene: TMEM52
Product: transmembrane protein 52
Exons: 5
Coding region: 2-508 (168 amino acids)
Source: RefSeq, a predicted model, not a curated record